UUUGGUUCGAAAAUCAAAUAGAAAAGACAUUGGAUUCGAACAUAGUGUGUUUCAGAAAAGCAAGAAAAUUAUAGUACGUGGUUGUGGUAUUCGUCCCCUGUGAUAUUGAAGCUACCACACAACCACCACCUUCAACCUCUAGGCUCCAGUCAUCAAAAAAAGACUUCAAUGACUUCCACUCGCUGGUGGGAGUACGAUGUCUUCUUAAGCUUCAGAGGUAAAGAUACUCGCUAUGGUUUUACAGGCCAUUUAUAUAAAGCUUUGUGUGACAAAGACAUUUACACCUUCAUGGACGAUAAACUUCGGAGGGGAGAAAAAAUUUCUGAGGAACUUCUCAAAACCAUCAAAAGGUCAAUGAUAUCGGUUAUUGUGUUCUCUGAAAAUUAUGCAUCUUCCAAAUGGUGUUUGGACGAACUUGUUUGGAUUCUUGAGUAUAGGAAAAAUCUUGGCCAAUUGGUUUUACCAGUUUUUUAUAGAAUAGAUCCAUCAGAAGUACGUAACCAAGAGGGAAAGUUUGGGGUAGAAUUGGCUGAACAUGAAAAAAAUUUCAAGGAUAACAUUGGCAAGGUGCAAAUUUGGAGGGAAGCUCUAAAAGAAGUUGGCAGUUUGUCUGGAUUCCAUUACGAUAAUGAUUGUCUUGAAUUGCAAUUUAUCCAGAGAAUUAUCGAAGAGAUAUCAAGUAAAAUAUUAAGCUGCACACGUUUAUUUGUUACUCAAUACCCUAUUGGAGUACAUUCUCGUGCAACAGAAGUAGAAAAGCAUUUAAAGAUUAAGUCAAACGAUAUUCGAAUGGUGGCAAUCCAUGGCCUUGGGGGAAUAGGUAAGACUACAAUUGCAAAAGCUGUAUAUAACAAAAUUGUUGAUGUCUUUGAAGGAAGCUUCUUUCUAGAGAAUGUUAAAGAAAGGUCUAGGACAAAUGAUGGCAUAAUCCAACUACAGGAGAUACUUCUCUCUAAUAUCUUAAGGGAUGGAAAUUUAAAGUUGGACAACAUAUCUAGAGGAAUCAAUGUGAUAAAGGAAAGACUUUGCCAUAAAAGAGUUCUUUUAGUUCUUGAUGAUGUGGAUGAUCAGAAGCAAAUAGAAAAUUUGCUUGGAAAAUGUGAUUGGUUAACUCCUGGAAGUAGAAUCCUUAUAACCACAAGAGAUAAAGAUGUGUUAACCACUCUCGAACAAGAUCCUCUAAUCUAUAAGGUUGAUGAAAUGGACCAAUGCGAAGCUUGUGAACUUUUUAGUUUGUAUGCCUUCCAAACAAAUGAACCUGAGGAAGCUUACUUGCAACUUUCAAAGCAGUUUAUCAAUUAUGCCAAUGGCCUUCCACUAGCUUUAAAAAUAAUAGGUUCUGAUUUGCGUAGAAAAAGUUUACGUGAAUGGGAAAAUGCAUUUGAGAAGUAUAAAAAGAUUCCCAACAAGAAAAUUAUAGAAAUACUCAAAAUUAGUUAUGAAGGAUUGGACCCAAGUGAAAAGGAUAUUUUCCUCGAUAUUGCAUUUUUCUUCAAGGGGGAAAAUAAAGACUAUGUUGAAAAUAUAUUAGAGGCAUGUCAUUUGUCUCCAAAAUAUUAUAUUCCGAAGCUUAUUGACAAGUGUUUGAUAACUAUGGAUUGGUUGGGCAAUUUAUCGAUGCAUAACUUGCUGCGACAAAUGGGUGAGGAAAUUGUUCAACAAGAAUCACCACAAGCGCCUGGAAAACGUAGUAGGCUACGAGAUUAUGCGAGUGCUUUUACUGUACUAACAGCAAAUACAGGAAUAAAUAAAAUUCGAGGCUUAAUGUUGUACCCGCCUAAACCUGCAACAUUGAAACUUCAUGCUCAAGCUUUCAAAAAGAUGCAAACUAUCAAGUUUCUUAUAGUUAAAAAUGUGCAUAUUCAUGGAUGUCUGGAAUAUCUCCCCAACAGUAUAGUGUUGCUGGAUUGGGCUAAUUGUUCUGUUUCCUUGCCAUCCGAUUUUUGUCCUCAACUUGUCUACUUCAACAUGCCACAUAGCAUUAGAAUACCUAAGUUAUUCAAGCAGGUUUUGCCUUCUGAAAAUUUGAAAGGAAUCAAUCUCAGGGGUUAUGAAUAUAUUCAGAAAUUACCUAAGUUGUGGGCUCCAAAUUUAGAGAUAUUAGACCUUUCUUAUUGUACAAAUUUAGUUGAGAUUCAUGAGCCUGUUGGAUUUCUUGAUAACCUUAAAAGUUGGGACCUUACUAAUUGCAAAAAACUUCGAGCUCUUCCUAGAAGACUUAAGUUCAAAUCUCUUGAAGAUUUUUGUCUUAAUUACUGUGAGUCCAUUGAAGAAUUACCUGAGUUGUGUGCCCCAAAUUUAAAGAAUUUAAGUCUUUCUUCUUGUGAAAAUUUAGUUAAAAUUCAUGAGUCUAUUGGACUUCUUGAUAAACUUGAAGAUUGGUAUCUCAGAGGUUGUGGAAAACUUCAAACUCUUCCAAGAAGACUUCCGUUGAAAUCUCUUAAAGCUUUUAAUCUUAGUCACUGCACAAGCCUUGAGAACUUCCCUGAUAUUGAUUCAGAAAUGAAAUGCUUAGUGAGUCUAGAUAUAGAAGGGAGUGGUACUAGAGAAUCGCUUUCCUCAAGAUGCACAAGCCUUGAGAGGAAGUUUCUAGAUAGCAUCUAUAAAUUCCAAAAUAUCGGAGAUUUACGUAUUUCUACUAACCUACCAAGACCAAGCUGCAAUUCUUUUGAUGGCUGUGUCGGAUAUUCGUUUCUACAGUUAGAAACGCUUGAACUCUACGGUGAAAAUGUAACUGAAUUAGAUUUUCUGGAGUACGAUUACUUUCCCGCAUUGACACGGCUAGAUCUACGAAACACCAGUACUAUUACCAUCCCCGAAAGCUUUAUCAAAUUUACUAAAUUAAGAACUCUUUAUAUAUUCGAUUGCAAGCACUUUGAGGAAAUUCAAGGAUUUCCACAAUCUUUAAAGUUUUUGAAGGCUAGAAAUUGCCCAUCAUGGAAUCGAAAAUCAUCAAACAAAAUAUUGAGUCAGGUUAUUGCUAAAAAAAUUGCUAAAUGGAAGCAAGAGGGAGAAAGUCAAGGCGUUUUAGCAGAUAGAGUACAUGAAGGAGAGAGAAAUCAACUGCACUCUGAUGGAUCUUCGUAUUCGCUUUACCGCCUGAUUGGUUUCUUUAAAGCUCCAAGGUUUGAGAUUCCAGAUGAGUUCAACCACCGAAAUGAUGGAAAUUCCACUUCAUUCUUGGUUGGUCGUAAUUCCAGAUGCAUUCCUAUUGCUGUUUGUGUUACCUUUGUACCGACAAAUGAAUCUUUUAGUUAUGAGGUUCGAUUUGUCGUCAAUGGUUGUUCAGAAUAUCAGUGGCGUGGGGUUAUCGAAGAAGGAGAUGAAUCUUGUCGUAUGUGGUUUAUUUUUAAAUCUAUGUACGAAUGGGAGAAGAAGUUGAGGGACUCAAAUCUAUCUAAACAGAGUCGUUUUGAGGUUAUCUGUCGCAUCAGUAGGCACAGAGGUUUAGGUUACAGAAAGCCAAUGAAUCCUACGGCUAUCCCAAAAAAGUUGGGGGUCCAUGUAGAAUGCAUCUGUUGUCCUCAUAAAUCUUCCAUCCCUGAUUCCCUGUCUUUACUACCUCUGUUCCCCACGUCUUGCAAUGAAGAAGAUUCAGGGCGUGCAAUUGCAAUGGAAACAACAAAUACUAAUGUGUUUGUAUAUGAUUUGAAGAGACUUCAUGGUUAUUUGAAUGUGUCAUUUUCGUUCCCUAUUGACCCCGAGGUCCACCCUUUAAUACCACUUCCUUAUUCCUCAAAUAUGGAUCAUGAGGCUUUCAAAACUGUAAGUGAUUUGGGGCAUUUGAAGGACUUUCGCAAUGAUGGGUAUGAUUUGAGCUUAUCACUAAAUGACUCAGAUGCAAGUGAACGAGAGCCUCCUCAGGUACCUGAUACAUCUAAUGGGUCUAAUUUUGGAUUGGGCCAGAUAGAUUUGGCUGGCUCGACUGUUAGUGGUGGGUUUGAUUUGGGUUCGUCUUCAGUGGCCCAUGAAUUUAUGAAUGAUGACUUUGAUUUGUAUCUGUCUCCACCCUCGAAGAAAAAGAGGACAUCUUGA
Molecule: messenger RNA, 4035 nt
Organism: Quercus robur (English oak)
Lineage: Eukaryota; Viridiplantae; Streptophyta; Magnoliopsida; Fagales; Fagaceae
Product: disease resistance protein RPV1-like
Exons: 6
Coding region: 169-4035 (1288 amino acids)
Biological process (GO): defense response; signal transduction
Molecular function (GO): ADP binding
Source: RefSeq, a predicted model, not a curated record